AUGACCACCAAUCUCUCUACAACUGUCUGCUUCUCAAUCGAACAUGGUGUCAAUCCACCGUAUCCAUACUCUGUGAAGAAGCAGAUUAGACGAUGGAUGAAGGUUGCUGAUAUCGACAAUAAAACCGCCUUUGAAUAUCAAAAGCAUCUGAGGCAUUUGAACAUCGAGGAAUAUAUCCAUGUCUUUAUAAGGUGGGCUCUCGAAUACAUCGAGAACAUGAAAACGAGGACGGCGGCUGGCAAGAACGUGAGAACUUAUCGGAGACCGUACGACAAGCCGUGGCAGACAAACAUGAAAAGAGUAGAGUCAAACACAAGUUCUAUUCCGAGCGUCAAUCAGUUCAAAGGACUAUUACAAACAUUAUUUAUCAACCUCAUAUAUAGUAAGAAUUUGCAAUCAUUCUCGCUGGACAACACCAUGGACAAUGAUACCUGUGCCCAGUUCAUGCGACUGUACGAACCAAAGUCGGCAUCAAAACUCAUCUCUACACCUAUAGAUACCACAUCCGCAUCACAGUUCAAACCGUACCUCGACACGGUAAAAUCCUUUCUCCUCGACGUUUCCACGUACAAAUCCCAACUCAUUUCCCACUUUGCCAUCAACUGCAAUACCAUCCGCUCGCUCCACUUUAACUUUGCCACAUACAACGGCCACACUUGUCAGCGUAUUCGCGAGACUCCCUCAACCAUGGACCUAAUAUCGUCGGCGUCUAGCCUGAUAUCAGCUCAGACAUCUCUGCGCAAAUUAUCUAUCCGUGGUGGCAUUCCCCGAACGAUCGAAAUGCAAAACGCGAUCAAGCAACAAGCACACGCAUUACGCUCAAUCAUCUUUGGAAGCGUCUUGUUUGAAAAUUGGGGCGUAUUGGAUGAAAUUGCAGCGUGCGAAAAGUUGGAAAAGUUGACUUUGGAGAAUUGUGGUGAGAUCAAAGAUGAGAUUUUGCAGCCGAUAGUCGAAAAGCGAUUUUGCAACCUGAGGAAACUGAAAAUCGUCAAGUGUGCCAUCAACAAAGACACGGUCGAGGCAUUGUUGAAAAAGUCUGGAGGAACUAUUCAGACAAUUGCUAUCGAUCAUUCAUUGUCGGGUGGGGGUGAUUAUCCGUACAUUGAGCUAUUUGCGACACAUUGUAGUAAUGUGAGCAAGGCCGAGUUAUCCGUCAGGCAUAGAGACUGUGUACAGAUUCUGAAACUCUGUCAAUUGUGUCCAUCGUUGAGUACUUUGAAAAUUGUAUUUCCUACGAGGUAUUUCGACGCAACAAACACAUAUGCAUCAACAUCAUCACCAUUUUCAUUUACAUCAACACCAUUUUCACCCAUGUUUCCAUCACUUACUUCCACAUCAUCUCAUACUUGCACGCCUUCAAUAGAAAAAGACUUUUCCCUCUUCUUCAGUCAUCUCUCUUCAAUUCAACUUCCCUCACUGUGUACACUUCAUAUUAGUCACAGUCCACCAUUCUCCGCUUCAUCUCUCCGCACGUUCUUCAAGCUAUCACGACCACCGUUGAGAGAAGUCGCAUUCAUUGACAUCAAAGAGUUCAAUGAUGAACAUUUAUCGAUAAAUGGAUCGAUCGGGCAGAAGCCAUCAUUGAUGAAUGCGAUAUCAAGGCGCAGAGAGCAAUUCGAGUAG
Messenger RNA from Paraglomus occultum, 1623 nucleotides. Lineage: Eukaryota; Fungi; Glomeromycota; Glomeromycetes; Paraglomerales; Paraglomeraceae. The record is from the annotation of a GenBank genome assembly.